AUGGAGAAGACGGAGCGAUUACUCAGACGUCAAUUUCAAGUUUUUGCUCAACGAACAAUAAAAGACAGUGUUGUAGUUGUCGGCAAUUAUUUAGAAAGAUCCAAGCGAAGGCGCGUCCGCUAUAUCUAUCUAUCUAUCUAUCUAUCUAUCUAUCUAUCUAUCUAUCUAUCUCAGUCUGUGCAUAUCUAUCUAUCUAUCUAUCUAUCUAUAAUAUAUGGGCAUGGACUGGUCUAUGACUCUCAUUAUGUUAAGAUAAGUUCUGUUUAUUCAUAUCUAUCUAUCCUUUUCUGUUUAUUCAUAUCUAUCUAUCUAUCUAUCUAUCUAUCUAUCUAUCUAUCUAUCUAUCCACAAUAUGUGGGCAUGGAGUGGUCUAUGCAUCUCAUUAUGUUAAGAUCUAUCUAUCUAUCUAUCUAUCUAUCUAUCUAUCUAUCUAUCUAUCUACAAUAUGUGGGCAUGGACUGGUCUAUGCAGCUCAUUAUGUUAAGAUCUAUCUAUCUAUCUAUCUAUCUAUCUAUCUAUCUAUCUAUAAUAUGUGGAUAUGCUCUUUUUGAAAUAUCUCUCUCUCUCUCUCUCUCUCUCUCUCUUUCUGUCUCUCAGUCUCUCUGUCUCUCACUCUCUCAAAAUCACUUUUCUGACAACCAUACGAACAGAGUCGCCUCAGUGUCUUCACGGCGUCUUGGUGCAAUAUCAACAACUGAAACAAGGGCAAUUCAUCAAUGUCACAAAUCUACGCCCACUGGAUUUACACCACACUCACAUGUAAUUCGAUUAUACCCCCCUCUCUCUCUCUCUCUCCUCUCUCAUUCACCCACUUUCUAUCUGUCUAUGCAUCUAUCUAUCUAUCUAUCUAUCUAUCUAUCUAUCUAUCUAUCUACUCAGUCAUGUUUUCUCAGGGUUUUUUUUUCACUCACAAUAUCUAUCUAUAUAUCUAUCUCUGCAAGUCAGUUAAUAUCUAUAUAUCUAUACUUACAUUCAAUAUCUAUCUAUCUAUCUAUCUAUCUAUCUAUCUAUCUAUCUAUCAAAGCCUGCUUAUAUUUAACUAGUUACCUAUCUAUCUCAUUCAUAUUCAAAACCUUAUUUACUAAAAUUUCAUUCUAUCUAUCUAUCUAUCUAUCUAUCUAUCUAUCUAUCUAUCUAUCUAUCUAUCUGUGUUCUUAUCUAUCUAUCUAUCUAUCUAUCUAUCUAUCUAUCUAUCUACCACUGUUCUUAUCUAUCUAUCUAUCUACCUAUCUAUCUAUCUAUCAUUAA
Messenger RNA from Acanthosepion pharaonis, 1248 nucleotides. The record is from the annotation of a GenBank genome assembly. Lineage: Eukaryota; Metazoa; Mollusca; Cephalopoda; Sepiida; Sepiidae.